Anguilla anguilla (European eel) is the source of this 780-nucleotide messenger RNA. RefSeq names its product keratin-associated protein 4-5-like. The record is from RefSeq and is a predicted model, not a curated record. Lineage: Eukaryota; Metazoa; Chordata; Actinopteri; Anguilliformes; Anguillidae. The coding region runs from base 202 to 456 and encodes 84 amino acids. The transcript is spliced from 2 exons.
GUAAUCUCGGCACGCCGGCGUGCCGACCACUAGGGGCUGUGCGCUGAGAGGUUAAGCAUGGCUAAAGCAUAUCCCUGCCUAGGGGAUGCUGAUUUCUAGAGCGAUUCGGAAGAGAAGAGCGAGGGAGGCUUUUCUGAGCCCGACAGCAUUGAUUCUCUCCUGGAGGAAGCAUAUAAACACGGCAAAGAUGCGGUCCUCGACAUGGAUGAAUAUACUGGACCCUCCACUGCCCUCUGCUGCAACUCCCUCUCCUGCUCCUCAGGCCUGCAAGACUGGCGCUGCUGCCACUGUUACUGCUGCUACUGCUGCUCCAGCUCCUGUGUCAUCUCCUCCUCUCACCCGAGCCUGCAGGGCUAUCUCAGCUACUGCUGCCACUCCAUCAUUUGUGUCAUCUCCACCUGUCACUUGAGCCCGCAGGGCUACUUCUGCUUCCGCCCCUGCUGCACGCCCCUGUAGAGAUUCAGAGGCUGCUGUUGGUUCUUCUACUCCUGCUUGUCCCCACAAGGCUUCAACAGGACCAAGUGAGGCCAAAAAAGAGCCACAGUGCCUGAUUUUGAGGGGGAAUGUUAGGACAUCAGUGUUGAGGAUGAGGAGCCUCAUCAGUUCCCCUUCUGCCCUAAGAGGACCCCUGGAGUUCAGCUUGAUGUCACAAAGGAAUACAGCCCCUUGGAACUGUUCCAGCUGUUCUUAGCAAAGAGGCUAUUUAAGUUCUUUGUGACAACACCAACAAGAAUAUAGCACAAGCAACUUCAGAGGAACAGAAGCAGUGGACAGAUUCUA